Procambarus clarkii (red swamp crayfish) is the source of this 4337-nucleotide messenger RNA. Its product is annotated as UNC93-like protein. Gene Ontology annotation, biological process: regulation of muscle contraction; regulation of potassium ion transport. Lineage: Eukaryota; Metazoa; Arthropoda; Malacostraca; Decapoda; Cambaridae. Gene Ontology annotation, molecular function: potassium channel regulator activity. The record is from RefSeq and is a predicted model, not a curated record. Gene Ontology annotation, cellular component: striated muscle dense body; plasma membrane.
UUCACCUUUGACCAUCUGGCGUCACAGUUGUCGAGUGCUAGGGAAAGCUUGGUUGGCCGGUGGAAGUGAUUAACAUACGCACCUAGCAAUCCAGCAGUUCCGAGCUCGAUUCUCGAUAGAAAAGCGGUGGAAGCUUCUGAAUUAAAGUCAUAUCAGUUGCUGAUAGUACACCAUUAUUCCCACAACGCUUAACUAACAUCACAAACUGUAUCACAAAUAACUAAGAUAAAGGAGGUGUAAAUACGUAGCGAGCACAUCCAUUGCUGUAUUAUUUUUAUCAUAUAUACCUCACAUUUCCCUGCAAACAUUCAUGAAGGUACGGCGAUACCAGACCGAGCUUGGGAACUCCAGCCAUGGUCCACGAUGAUAAGACCAACGCCUACGACAAUCAGGCCUUUGAGAGGAGAGAUGGUUCCAUAGAUCUCCAAGAGCCUCCAGCGAAGGGAAAGAAUGGAGAGCUGGUGGGGGCGGUGGUCUCCGGUGUCAAGGUGCUCACCCCCGAGGAGAAAAGGGAGAAGAUCUCCAUAAUAAAGAACAUCAUUAUCAUCUCCAUCGCCUUCAUGUUCCUCUUCACCAGCUACAACUCUAUGGCCAACCUCCAGUCCUCCAUCAACAAAGUGGAUGGGACGGCUGCACUGUCAACCUUGUACGGAGCUCUGGUGGUCUCCUGUUGCUUCCUGCCCUCGUGGUUCAUCAAGACGCUCAAGGUCAAGUACACUAUGGCCGUGUGCAUGCUCUGCUACUCUACCUACAUCGCCGCACAAUUCUACCCGCAGAUCUAUACGUUAGUGCCCACGGCCGUCAUCCUGGGCCUGGGAGCGGCGCCCAUGUGGUCGGCCAAAUGCACCUACCUCACCAAGGUCGGAGCGAGGUACGCGGAGCUCGUGGGAGAUGAUAAAGAGGUCAUCAUCACUCGCUUCUUCGGCGUCUUCUUCCUCUUCUUCCAGUCGACGCAGGUCUGGGGCAACCUCAUCUCCUCCUCCAUUCUGUCGGUGGGGAUUAAUUCAACGGAAAAGAGCGUGGAAGACCUGGAAAAGUGCGGGUUCAACUUUUGCCCCUGGGAUUCCUCGGGCAACAGCAGCAACAGCACCGACUCUGACGAGCCGCCGAAGUGGCAGAUUUACACCAUGGCCUCCGUCUACCUCGUAUUCUCUCUCCUCUCCUCUGUCAUUAUCAUCCUCUUCGUCGACCCCCUUAGCACGUUCGUAGGGAAGGAGACGUACGACGCCACGGCUGACAAGACAGGCGUACAGCUGUUAGUGGCGACCUUCAACCACAUGCGUCACCCAUACCAAUUGCUUGUCAUCCCGCUCACAAUCUGGUCCGGCGUUGAGCAGGCCUUCCUCGGAGCUGAUUAUACCGCUGCGUACGUGUCGUGUGGUCUUGGUGUCCAUAUGGUCGGCUACAUCAUGAUCUGCUACGGGGUGUGCGACGCAGUCUGCUCCGUCAGCUUCAGCCCGCUGGUGAAGAUUGUGGGGCGCGUGCCCAUCUUCGUUAUGGGUUUCAGCAUCAACUUAAGCAUCAUUAUCACCCUUAUAUACUGGUCGCCGAACCCUGAGGACUUGCCUGUCUUCUACAUCCUCGCUGGGCUGUGGGGCGUGUCAGAUGCGGUGUGGCAGACUCAGAUUAAUGCGCUCUACGGUGUCAUCUUUCCCGGGGAGUCGGAGGCGGCCUUCAGCAACUACCGCCUGUGGGAAUCCAUUGGAUUCAUUAUCGCCUACGCCUGCAGCACCGUCGUCUGUAUCAACACCAAGAUCACCAUCCUCCUCGUGUUCCUUGUGCUGGGCUUCGUGGGAUACUUCGCCAUCGAGAUGGUUGAGAGGUGUGGGGGACUCAAGAAGAACAAAGAAGGGAAGGUAGUCACCCUCGAUCAGUUGGUCACGGGGAAAUAUGAGUGAUUAUCGAUAGUUGGUGUUGAUAUUCCCGAUGCCAAAGCGGUCACGAGCUUGUGACCGUAUCAUUAAACCAAAGAAAUAUUGGUUGUGAGUUUCCAGGCCAUCACCAUAAGGACUUUUUUGCAUUUGCUGUGGGGAAACAUCUGCCGUAAGUGUGAUGUGCUGUUUGUACAGAGAGAAAAACUUUGAUAAUUACUUCGAAAAAGUUAUGUUUAUAUUAAUGCAGCAGGCUGCAAGCAACAAAUAUUAUGUAUAUAGAAGAAAAACACAAGAAAACCUUUCUCCUUCCAGAAGGUGUUUAAGGUAUUUUUUUCAUUUGAUUGAAACUGCCAUUAUUAAUUUAGUAAAUAUAAAUGAGUAUAUUGAAGUAAAUAUUUAAUGAGAGUCGUCCGUUUCUGAGAACGGAAAUAUAUAUUAUUAAUAUCAAACUUUUAUUUAAAAGGGUGAUUAUUCUUCGAAGAUUAGCCGGAGUAUCUGUACAGCAUCUGUUGUUGUAUCGAGGCUCUCUCUCGCUGACAACAUUUCUCCUGAAAUGGUCUUUUCUCAUACUGACAACAUUCCUCCUGAAGUGGUCAUUAGGAGGCAAACUCAGAUGAUCUCUUAAUAAUGUUCCUGGUGUAUCAAAAGUUAAGUAUCAUUAUUAUUAUAAACCACUAAGCCGGUAUUACUGUAUAACAUCUGGAAGGGAUGGUGAGUGAAGGGAAGGUGAGGGAAGCCAAGGUGAAUUUGAGGACAUAGUGAAGGAUGUCCAACUGCUUGGACCAUUGGGGAUGGUUUAACCUGGAUGACCAAACUUUAUUUUCCAUACAAGCUGUUGUGGUUGACUUAAUGUAGCUUUCCGGGCUCCUAAAAAGCGGAUAUUCUGUUGUCAAUUGUAAUAUAGCGAUGAUUGUUAUAUAUGUAUAUACUAAUAUAGGUAGAGAAAGAAAACAUACAGACGUAAAUCCCAAACACACGAACGCUUUAAAGCAUAUGCUUUACACACACACACACACACACACACACACACACACACACACACACACACACACACACACACACACACACACACAAAACACAUUUAUAAUUGGGUUGAGGGUGAAGAACAAUCCUGGAAGACGUUGAAGAAAGAAAGCACAAACCAAAUAAUUUGUUGGGAACUUUGUGGCGUAGUGCACAGCGCUCUGUCUCUGAAUUAGAACGUCCUCAACACGAAUCCUGGAAAGGCUUCAAGAAUGCAAGGAUUUCAUACUGAUAAAGUUAACAACAUCGUGGGUUAAGACUGACCCUUCACUCCUUGAGUGGUGCGGUGCUAGCGAGAGGUACUCCACUCAGCGGGGACCUGAAGAGUACCAGUGCGGCAGUUGCUACCGCCAGGGGUCGAAGGUGUUCCCUGUCUCGGUUCGAACUGGAAAUGGAACCCUCUCGGCGGAGACCUGAAGAUUUCAGAUCAAGUCACCGAGGCAACAAAAACACAACACACACACCUACGCGUGUUGUUGUUUUAUAACUAUAUUUCACGAAUGCUAAAGUUGUUAGUGAAACCUCGCUUAACAGUACCGCUAAGGGGAUUAACAGAAGCUUUGGGAGUAGUACACCUCACGAGUUAAUCCAAACAGUAUAGGUUUAAGAGGCAAACGAAAUCUCAAUUUUAUUAUAUGACAAUGAGUACUGGGAAGACGGGACACCACGAGCUUAACUCUCACCCUGUAACUGCACUUAGGUAAUUACACUUAGGUAACUACUCCCCUCGCCCAUCCUCAACAAACACGUAUGAAUGGGGCAUACACAUAUAAACAUGUUUCAGUAAACAGUCUAAAAGAGUUAUUCAGAUCAUCAGACCUUCAACAACAGUUGAACACUGAACAGGAUAGACAGAGCUUCGUUCAGCCACUCAAACACGCAGCUCACAUUACUGGUGAACGAGUAACAACAAGCUUUCAGUUGCCUCAAAUCUGUGCUCGUGAUACAAGGAAAGUUGAUUGAUUACAGUACUGUUCUUAAUAUUACGGAGUAGGAUAUGAUCUUGUAAGCAGUAAUAGACAUACAGGCGGUGCGAGUUAACAUACACUAUGUUCAGUUUUGUGCACUAAUAGGUAAACUUGAAAUAGCUAGGAUUUUGGGUAAUAUGCCAUCCGGAUUAAUCGAACAUUGAUGAUAAUAUGCCAUUAACUUCUUGGAUUCCUUUUUCACUCAGUUACACAGUGAGGAAGAAUGUGUGAAUAGUGUUGCUGACAAAGUUUACAUUUGGUCAGAUCUGCACGAGCUGGUUGUGUAAACUCUUGACGAUGUAGUGGACUUAGUGUAGGACGUGUGCCAACCCUUGGGAUGUGUUCAGUUCAGACCAUAUUAGUCAGUGUCCGUCCUCCUGCAAGUUCACUUGUAUUAACUGAAUUAUUACAACGAGGCUGUAGAUUUUCUUUUGUAUAUAAUUUUUGUAUGAAAAUAAAUACAUACUGAAUC